This is a messenger RNA of Macadamia integrifolia, 1045 nucleotides long. RefSeq names its product protein SODIUM POTASSIUM ROOT DEFECTIVE 1-like. Bases 113 to 907 code for a protein of 264 amino acids. The record is from RefSeq and is a predicted model, not a curated record. NCBI's taxonomy places the organism in Eukaryota, Viridiplantae, Streptophyta, Magnoliopsida, Proteales, Proteaceae. The transcript is spliced from 3 exons. Gene Ontology annotation, molecular function: metal ion binding.
CUGGCUCUCCCUCUCACUCUCUCUCUCUCUCUCUGUCUCUCUCUCUCUCUGCUAAUUCAUAAUCGUUAAAACCAAGCAGUGGCGUUGUGUGAUUCAGUACCUUUUACCUGAGAUGAAAGGAAUCGAUAUCUUUUGUGCCUCCCAAGCCUCAACGGCCAUAUGUGUGAACAUGGAGAAAAGCUCUGUGGUUCUACCAGGUGGCCGGGCCAUUGAUCGCCACAAUUACCAUAUUACAGACGCAAGAAGAAGCACCAGAGGUCUUCUUAAUCCAUCAUCCUCAUCUUCGUGUUCAUCUCUUUCUCAAUCUCAGCCACCAACAAAUUCCAAAGCUUACCCUGAAAAUAAAAACCAGAAGAAGACUGAUAAGAAGCGGUCUGCGGCUAAAGCUAUCAAACUCAUCAGCCCACCUGGUUCCUCCAGAUAUCUCUUGGGCGACACCUCUUUCUUCGAUGUCUAUUCGGAUUUUGCUCCAAUCCCCGCUUGGGUUCCUACUAAACCUUCAAGGCCUCUUUCUCUCAACCCUGAUGAUUCCCCUGCUUUGAAACCUUCUUCGUCUAAUUCCUCGACUACCUCUUCCUCUUCAGCAUUAAAGCCUCCUUCUUCCUCAGCGCUCUCACUGCCAUCUCCUGCCUCGAAACCUUCUUCUUCAAGUCAGUUCCGUCAACAGGUUGUGGUUUUGAGGGUGUCGUUACACUGCAAGGGCUGUGCAGGGAAAGUGAGGAAACAUAUCUCUAGAAUGGAAGGGGUGACAUCUUUUACCAUAGACUUUGCAACGAAGAAGGUGACAGUGAUCGGAGACGUAACACCAUUGGAUGUCCUCGCGAGUGUCUCAAGGGUUAAGAACGCACAAUUCUGGCCAUCUACAUCUCCUCCGCCGCCGUUACCGUCGGUUGGCUCGAGUUCCUGACAUAAUUGAGGAAGAACAUAAUGUAGUUUAAAAAUCUCAUCUGGGUUUUCUGUGUAGUUUGCACCUGUAACAAAUGUAAUUCUCUGCUUGUCAUGUCUUGGAAGAAUCAAUGGCAUCUUAUCUUUUGGGUAUCGUUAA